Uranotaenia lowii is the source of this 696-nucleotide messenger RNA. RefSeq lists its product as uncharacterized. The record is from RefSeq and is a predicted model, not a curated record. Bases 129 to 599 code for a protein of 156 amino acids. NCBI's taxonomy places the organism in Eukaryota, Metazoa, Arthropoda, Insecta, Diptera, Culicidae. The transcript has 4 exons.
GGACCGUUUAGUCUUGUUCAAACGGUGACAGCGAGAGGAUCGCAGUUGAGUGAAAUUUUGAAAAUUCCCUUCUGAAAUUACGUCUCCCAAAUUAGCCAGCAUCAACGGUCGGAUUCGAAAAACCAAAAAUGGGAUUCUGCGGGGAUAUCAAGUUUCACGGUUACUUUAUUGGGGUUCUAGCCGGAUUGCUGGAACUGACUUCGUUGGUGAUCUCCGGAUACGUGCAGUUGACGUUCGAUGAACCGGAACAGUCGGAUCUGCCCAAGGGUUUGAACGAUUUGAUCAGCUGCUCGGUUGUGGAUUUUAUUGGAGAUGCGCUUAUCUUGAUAGCCGUUGGAUUGUUGCUGUACGGAAUUCAUAAGGAAAACCGCUACUGCCUCAUCCCGUUCACAUUCGCGAUCUGCUUCGAUUGGGUGUCCUACUUGGCCGACAACGUACACCGACCUAUGCCUUAUCACGUGUGGCUUCUGACAACGGCAUGUUUUGUGUACAUUUUUGUGGCCAUGCUUAGCUUGUUCAUUUUGUUCAGCUUGAAAAUUGAGUCGCCGAAAAAAGGCGGACAGCAGAUGGCGAAGUUCACGCUGGACAAUGUUGUCUGAGGAUUGCGAGGAGGAAGGAAUUUGGUUCUUAUCAAGCGCACUGUAAAUAGUAUAAGAUAUUUAUUCUAAUAUAUUAGGAUCUUUUUUUUUAAUGAAA